AUGACUUGGUCUUUGACACAAGUAAUACGUGGAGCCCAACUUGCUUGGUUAGGUUCCGUAUUGGCUUUUCAAAACCAAAAUUUAUACAAACACGGUUUUAUGAAAAUAUAUUUGUUCCUGGCUGUUGUCAGCAUUACACUCUAUUUUGUUACCUCGACUUUCUUAGCGAUUCCUUUAAAACUAUUACAUUUUUUAAUUUAUCUUUUUUCCUUUGUUUUUAAAUACGAUCACUCUAAGUUCACUGAGAAUUACUUAUGGGUUACAAAUUAUGUGUUGAAUUUACCUUUCUUAGGACUUUUACUUAUGCGUUACUUGUAUCCACAAUCAUUGGACUCAGUGUUUAUGGAAUCUUUACAUUAUGUUGACAUUAUUUAUAUUCAAAAACAUACAAAUGAACAAGACCUUAGGCCACCGUAUACUCCUGCUUUAGAACGCUACGAGUAUAAUAUAAAUUAUUGGGAUGAAUUAAGACAAUAUUUAAUACGUACUGGAAAUCAAAUCGCUUGGGUGAUGAUGUUGUAUUUCCUUUCAUUAAUACCAAUGAUUGGUGCGUUGGUUUAUCCGAUCGCGAGUGCUUACGCUUUAGUAAAUUCAUUAGGCUAUACACCAGCCUUUAUUGUGGGUAUUUUAAUGUAUGUAACACCAGGUACAAAGCCAUUUGCUAUGAUAUUUUUGGAAAUUUUGUAUUCAUCAAGAGCUUUGAUGAGAGAAUUAUUAGAACCUUAUUUUGGAAGAAUUAAAUUUGAUAAAGAAAUUAAAAAAAAAUGGUUUAAGGAAAGAGAAGGAAUAUUAUUUGGUUUCUCUAUUGGAUAUUAUUCUUUAAUAAGACUACCAUUGGUUGGAAUGUUGUUUUACGGUAUUGCUCAGGCUGCUGCUACUUUAUUGCUUGUUAAGAUCUGUUGUGGAUUACACAAGCUAUUUGCUGUAGUGUUUACCAUGCUACCAACCGGUUUACGCGGUCAGGAUUUAAGCAUUGAAUCGUCGAAUGGAAAUUUUAAAUGGAAUAUAACAAACAAAUUUUCUCCUUUUAAAUUACAAUCUACGUAA
Molecule: messenger RNA, 1047 nt
Organism: Dentiscutata erythropus
Lineage: Eukaryota; Fungi; Glomeromycota; Glomeromycetes; Diversisporales; Gigasporaceae
Source: the annotation of a GenBank genome assembly